Molecule: messenger RNA, 1528 nt
Organism: Diatraea saccharalis (sugarcane borer)
Lineage: Eukaryota; Metazoa; Arthropoda; Insecta; Lepidoptera; Crambidae
Source: the annotation of a GenBank genome assembly
UCUGAAGAGUUAGGAGUACUAUUUUUCUAAGUUUCAUACUCAUCAAAGAGUAAUAUAAUGUAUUAUUGUUCUGUGAAUAUAACCCAUAGACUCUGAAGGUCAUAGAAGCCAGGGCUGGUAAAACCUUUAAAAAAAAACUCUCCCAUCUCAUAGUAAUUUAAAAAAUACAAGGAGUAUGUUUGUAAACUUAGCAUAUAAAUAAAUUAAACUUUUUGUUGUUGUUGGAUACAAAUUGGAAAUUUGUAGUCAAAUAAAUUAAAUUAUCUUUGGUUACGUUACAUACAAGAAAAAAUAUAUCAUUUCUUUUUUCAAAUAGUAAAUAUUUUCCAAUAUUUCUGAUCAAUGAAAAAUAUUUAAAUGAUUUAAAAAAAAUGACAUCUAAAGGAUCCUUUGAAAAUCAGUUUGAAGAGUUUAAUCUGGAAAGCACAAAUCAUAUUCUUAAUGAGUUAAAGGAUGGGAUAUCUGAAAAGUUCCAGUUAAAAUUACAAAAUUUUAAAUUGAAUAAGCUGCAACUGCUUACUACUGAAAUGGAAGAUGAUAUAUUUUAUGAUCAAACUGUUUACACUGGUUCUGCUGGAUUGGCAUUAUAUUAUAUUAAUUCCUGGACAAAAAAUGAUAUUAACCAUGACAUGCUGAAGACUGCAUUACAGUAUAUUGAUCUAGAUAAUCUGAAAGGACGUCGUAUUAGUUUUCUGUGUGGGGAUGCUGGUCCAAUUGCAUUGGCUACUGUGAUAUCCUAUAAGCUUAGUACGAAACGCCCAGAUUCUCUACCUGAUUACAAAACUUUAGCACAAAGACUUAUGAGUCUAAUAUCGUUAUUAGAUAACUCACCAGAUGAAUUGUUAUAUGGAAAAGCAGGGUAUCUUUAUUCUUUGCUGUUUGUUAACAAGUGUAUAAGUGGAAAGGAAGUAAUACCCUCAGCUCACAUUGAAAAGGUCAUUAGUGCCAUAUUAAAGUCCGGUAAACAAUUUGCAACCCAAAUGAAAUCUGAGAGCCCUCUUUUGUGGCAGUGGCAUGACAAAAUUUAUUUAGGGGCAGCUCAUGGUAUGGCUGGCAUCCUGUAUAUUUUAUUACAGGCUCGGAGAUACAUUAGUGUUAUAGACAUUCGUAGUUUUAUAAAACCAGCUAUUGAUUGGCUAUUGAGCCAACGUUACGCGAGCGGCAACUUCCCUUCUUCUAUCGGCAGCAGUUCCAAAGACAGACUGGUACAAUGGUGUCACGGAGCUCCUGGUUUUGUGCCUCUUUGUCUUCUUGCCUCUCAGAUAUUUGAGGAGGAGAGAUACAUGAAAAUUGCUCUACAGUGCGGUGAUGUAGUAUGGCAAAGAGGAUUGUGUACGAAAGGUUACAGCCUUUGUCACGGCGUCAGUGGAAAUGCGUACACAUUUAUUCAACUGUAUCAAGCUACUAAAGUAAGUUUUACUUCCAGUUUAAUUAUAUUACAAUGGCAAAAUUAAUGGAAUGCUAAACAGUUCUACUAACUAAUUCUGAGGAUCUAGACUGUACAAACUGUGUGAAAGCAUUUUGCACU